CGUGCUUGGGCGGAAGCGAGCGCGGCGCGCGGCGGCGCUGCUCUCCCGUGGCGCUGGGCUCGCGCGCGGAUCAGGCCCGACGCUCUCCGCCUCCAGGCCUUGCGCUCGGCCUCGUUCCGCGGCGUCCGCUCCUCCGGCAGCUCACAGCGUGUCUCGUGCGCCUGCCACUGCGGCCCCGAUGGCUCUGUGCAACGGAGACUCCAAGCUGGAGAAUGCUGGAGGAGACCUCAAGGAUGGCUGCCACCACUACGAAGGAGCUGUUGUCAUCUUGGACGCCGGUGCUCAGUAUGGGAAAGUCAUAGACCGGAGAGUGCGGGAACUCUUCGUACAGUCUGAAAUAUUCCCCUUGGAAACACCGGCCUUUGCCAUAAAGGAACAAGGAUUCCGUGCCAUUAUCAUCUCUGGAGGACCUAAUUCUGUGUAUGCAGAAGAUGCUCCCUGGUUUGACCCAGCAAUAUUCACCAUUGGCAAGCCUGUUCUUGGGAUUUGCUAUGGCAUGCAGAUGAUGAAUAAGGUAUUUGGAGGUACGGUGCACAAAAAAAGUGUUAGAGAAGAUGGAGUCUUCAACAUCAGUGUGGACAAUACAUGCUCAUUGUUCAGGGGCCUUCAAAAGGAGGAAAUUGUUCUGCUUACUCAUGGAGAUAGUGUUGACAAAGUAGCUGAUGGAUUUAAGGUUGUGGCACGUUCUGGAAACAUUGUAGCAGGUAUAGCAAAUGAGUCUAAAAAAUUAUACGGAGCACAGUUUCAUCCUGAAGUUGGCCUUACAGAAAAUGGGAAAGUAAUAUUGAAGAAUUUCCUUUAUGAUAUUGCUGGGUGCAGUGGGAACUUCACUGUGCAGAAYAGAGAACGUGAAUGCAUUCGGGAGAUCAAAGAGCAAGUUGGCACAUCAAAAGUCUUGGUUUUACUCAGUGGUGGUGUAGACUCAACGGUUUGUACAGCUUUGCUGAAUCGUGCGUUGAACCAAGAUCAAGUCAUUGCUGUGCACAUUGAUAAUGGCUUCAUGAGGAAACGAGAAAGCCAGUCUGUGGAGGAAGCCCUCAAAAAGCUUGGGAUUCAGGUCAAAGUGAUUAAUGCUGCUCAUUCCUUCUACAAUGGAACAACUACUUUACCAAUAUCAGAUGAAGACAGGACCCCUCGAAAAAGAAUUAGCAAAACAUUAAAUAUGACUACAAGUCCUGAGGAGAAAAGAAAAAUCAUUGGUGACACUUUUGUUAAGAUUGCCAAUGAGGUAAUUGGAGAGAUGAAUCUGAAGCCAGAGGAGGUUUUCCUUGCCCAAGGUACUUUACGACCUGAUCUAAUUGAAAGUGCAUCCCUUGUUGCCAGUGGCAAAGCUGAGCUCAUCAAAACCCAUCACAAUGACACAGAGCUCAUCAGAAAGUUGAGAGAAGAGGGAAAAGUAAUAGAACCUCUGAAAGAUUUUCAUAAAGAUGAAGUGAGAAUUUUAGGCAGAGAACUUGGACUUCCUGAAGAUUUAGUUUCCAGACAUCCAUUUCCAGGUCCUGGCCUGGCAAUCAGAGUGAUAUGUGCUGAAGAACCUUAUAUUUGUAAGGACUUUCCUGAAACCAACAAUAUUUUAAAAAUAGUAGCUGAUUUUUCUGCAAGUGUUAAGAAGCCUCAUACACUGUUACAAAGAGUCAAGGCCUGCACGACCGAGGAGGAUCAGGAGAAGCUGAUGCAGAUUACAAGCCUGCAUUCCCUGAGUGCCUUCUUGCUGCCCAUUAAAACUGUGGGUGUGCAGGGUGACUGUCGGUCCUACAGUUAUGUUUGUGGAAUCUCCAGUAAAGAUGAACCUGACUGGGAAUCGCUCAUCUUCCUUGCCCGGCUCAUUCCUCGGAUGUGUCACAACAUAAACAGAGUUGUCUACAUCUUUGGCCCACCAGUUAAGGAACCUCCUACCGACGUGACGCCCACUUUCUUAACAACAGGGGUGCUCAGCACUUUGCGCCAGAGGUCUGUGGUCAUUCGAACCUUCAUCACAAGUGACUUCAUGACUGGUGUGCCUGCGACACCUGGCAACGAGAUCCCUGUGGAGGUGGUGUUAAAGAUGGUCACUGAGAUUAAGAAGAUUCCUGGUAUUUCUCGAAUUAUGUAUGAUUUAACUUCAAAGCCCCCAGGAACUACUGAGUGGGAGUAAUAAACUUUUUGUUCUGUUAAAGUACUGUGUGCAGUUUAAAUUGAUUAGAAAUCAUUCUCAUUAUUAACAUUCAGUACUGUGAAAAAAGUUACUGGAGCAGCUCCAUCACAUCCAAGUUCUCCACAGCAAAGAUCUGCAGCUCCAGUGCAGAGUUAUGGAUAACCAAAAGGUACUGAAGAGUGUGGCUGGGCAGAUAGUCAACGCACUGCUGCCCACACCCAGACAGGCCAGUGCUGCUUUUGCCUCUGCCUUGUGCAUUCUUAGUAUAGAAUCACAGUUGCUAUGAUGUCUCUAUCUACGAAGGUGGAUGAGGGUGGGUGAUUGGCAGCAGGCCUCUUGUCUCCUUGCCAGUUUCUAAGAGGAGUUAGAAACACCCAGUGAUUAUCAGUGUGACUGUGUGUACCUUUUGGAGAAUUUGGGUUUCCCUGUGACAUUAUUUCUGUAAAGGGUGAGGAAGAGAUGAGACAAACUUCCUCAGACAAAGACAUAUGUGGGCUGAUCCAGUAGCCACUUUUACAAGAUACUGGAGCUGUUGAACGUAAGCUACGGUGGGUGAGAUGGGAAAACCACCUGGAAUUUAUGGAAGCACAUUAGGAUUUUAUGACAUCCCAGCUAUGGGCAGGAAGAAACUCUGAAUGUUCUCAAAUGUAUAUGAACGAUCUCACUGUUUUUAACCCUUGUUCCACGUCAGUGCCAUGUUCCUCAUGCCAGCCUGUUAACUGAUAAGGAACUCUCCCAGCCUGUGCAGCUGCUCCCAGAGCCUUGCAUGGAGUUUCUGCUCUAUCUCCUGAAGAGUCUUCUGUUUCCAUGAUGUUGUGGUGUCCAGUGUAACACAGGUGGAGCUCACGAGGAGACUUGAAACCCUUGUUUUGCUGGUCAGAGGAGUCCCAGGGCACAGAAGCCGUGAUGCAUGCCUGCAGCCCAUGAGGAGAGGAAGAUGCUUUCAUCAUCCAGUAAAGAGUUGUAAAAUGACCUCUUAGGUCCGUUCUUUAAACAGAUGCAAUACUUGCUACUCAGUCUGUGACCACUCUUGGCCCAUGCAAGCUAUUUGCCAAACCUUGUAAUCCUUUCUCCCAUCUAAUCUGUGUGCUUGAUGGCCAUUGCUGCCAGCUGUUAAACUGAUCCUUUAUAGCAUUCAUAUAAGCAUGACAGAAACCUACAGUCAGACUUCAAUUCUGCCACUAUUUCUCUUACAUUUUAGCUUAAGAUGCUGCCAUGUUUUUUUAUAGUCUCACCUUGGGUUGCUGCCUCUUACCUAAUUUAGGUCUUGUCUAAUAAUCAGGUACAAAUUUUGUUUGGGAUUCAGAGUGAGAAAAAACUUCUGUGUGGCAGAAGUCAUAUUGUCAUUCUGGCUGGUCCAGAGGCCCUCGCCAAAUUGCUGCUGGACCGACAAGGGCAGGUUCUGUCUGUCAUAGCAGACACCCUUGCCCAAAGCAGUGGAGUGUGCAUCUCCUGCAGAGCACAAAGGGUCAUUCUCCAUCCUGCUGAGGAGACGGUCAUAGUGUAGCCUUCCAGAAGGGAGGAUAUGAUAGUGACCUGGUCUUAAGAAAUUUUAACAAUGAAUUUAGAGCUAGAAUAGACCAGUUAUCAAAUGCUCACCAGCAUGCAUUCAUACAUGUUGAUGUUUAAAAAAAAAAAAAAAAACACAAACAAAAAACUCUUAUUGCAGACAUGUCCUAUGGUUUUUGUAUUCAAGCACACAGUGGGAAUUACAAAGAAUAUAUAGUAAGAUCACCUCCCCUGCUGGUCCCACAGAACGCUCUUCCACUGUGAUGUGAAAAUGGCCAGGUGACCAUAGAGGUUGGAUCCUGGACAUUCAUAGUAAAUGAUGUUCAGAACCCUUGAGAAAUUUGAAGUUAAAAAAAUAGUUUUUUAAGUUUGCCUCACUUUUGUGUUUUUGUGAUGUUUUCUUCUUAAACACCUCUUUAUAUAAAGCCUUCAACCUCUGCAGUACUGGGAAUCCAGCCCAGGCCCCCACACACUGGGCCAGUGCUCUAGCACUGAGCUGCGCCCCACCCUGUGUAAUCCUCCUCAGUACUAGAAAGAUGGUUUCCCCAAAACACCUUCAUGUGAUGUGAUUUAGUUUUUGAAAAUAUUUCCUGGAAUUCAGAACUUUCCUAAUACUUGAUGUCUGUCUUCCUUUGCACAGCACCUUACUUCAUGCCAUACAGUGUUCCCCAGACCUCCACGGUAUUCACCAAGCCACCGUAAAAAGGAAAGGUUGCAGAUCCAUUUACAGCUGAGGAAAUAAGCUCAACUCAGGAAUGGUUACCUAAUACAGUUAAGAAUUUUUUUUUUU
Messenger RNA from Urocitellus parryii (Arctic ground squirrel), 4433 nucleotides. NCBI's taxonomy places the organism in Eukaryota, Metazoa, Chordata, Mammalia, Rodentia, Sciuridae. The record is from RefSeq and is a predicted model, not a curated record.